Caenorhabditis angaria is the source of this 3539-nucleotide messenger RNA. Lineage: Eukaryota; Metazoa; Nematoda; Chromadorea; Rhabditida; Rhabditidae. The record is from the annotation of a GenBank genome assembly.
AUGAGAAUUUUGAUCGUAGUUUUCUGCAUUGCUUUGGCUUCUUGUGACGAGGUUAGUUUGAAAUUUUGAAGUUCAAAUUUUCAAAAAAAAAAAAUUUAAAAAAAAAAUUUCAGACUCAUCAAUUGGUGGAUGAGGUUGAGGAUAUCAGUGUUUCUGCAAAUCUCACUUCUCCCGAAUUGGUUCCAGAAGAUACAGGUGAAAUUUCAUUUAGGUCUAAGAACCUUAAGGUCUUGAAAUUCAAUUUUUAAGGCUUAAUAAAGGCCUGAAUUAAAGAUAACUUAGGACCCUUAAUUCAGAGUUUUACUUAGGCCUUAGGGAGCUUUUGAGCUUCUUUUGGUCCUUACCUCUUCUUACACAUUUUUUAAGAUUUAUCUUAAAUGUUUUAACUAUGGGUAAUUAAUUAGCCUUCCGCCACAUGGAAAAUAUUUUUAAUUAUUAAAAUAUUAAAAUAAAUUUCAUAAAAAGAAAUUAAAUCAAAUUUAAAUUAUUUGCCACGUGGCACAGCUAAUGUACCUUUAAAAAUAAGGCCUCUGGUAGAUUUUAAUAUAAAUUUUUGGUAUAUGAAUGUUUUACGCCCCCAUCUUUUUUAUUACGUGCCCCCACGGUCAUUUAUGGUUUCAUGCCCCCACUCAUUAUGACUUAUGCCCCUACCCAUCACUGAGCGUAGUGUAGUUCAGCUACCCAGGUAUUGUGGAUUAGCAAACCGACUACUGUAGAUUAGCAACCAGAUUACUGUAGAAGAGCGACCCAACUACUGUAGAUUAGCAACCCAAGUACUGUAGAUUAGCAACCCAAGUACUAUAGAUCAGCUACCUAGGUACUGUAGAAUGGGAACCCAAGUACUGUAGAUUAGUGACCCAACUGCUGUAGAUCAGCCACCCAGGUACUGUAGAUUAGCAACCCAAGUACUGUAGAUUAGCAACCCAAGUACUAUAGAUCAGCUACCUAGGUACUGUAGAAUGGGAACCCAAGUACUGUAGAUUAGUGACCCAACUGCUGUAGAUCAGCCACCCAGGUACUGUAGAUCAGCGGCCCAGGUACUGUAGGUUAGCAACCCAAGUACUGUAGAUCAGCUACCUAGAUACUGUAGAAUGGGAACCCAAGUACUGUAGAUUAGUGACCCAACUGCUGUAGAUCAGCCACCCAGGUACUGUAGAUCAGCGGCCCAGGUACUGUAGGUUAGCAACCCAGGUACUGUAGAUCAGCUACCUAGGUACUGUAGAAUGGGAACCCAAGUACUGUAGAUUAGUGACCCAACUGCUGUAGAUCAGCCACCCAGGUACUGUAGAUCAGCAACCCAACUGCUGUAGAUCAGCGACCCAGGUACUGUAAAAUAGCAACCCAAGUACUGUAGAUCAGCGACCCAACUACUGUAGAUCUGCUACCCAAGUACUGUAGAUUAGUGACCCAACUACUGUAGAUCAGCGACCCAGGUACUGUAAAAUAGCAACCCAAGUACUGCAGUAAUCUGGUUGCUAAUCUACAGUAUCUGGGUUGCUAAUCUACAGUACCUGGGUUGCUAAACUACAGUAGUCGGGGGUCUAAUAUAUAGUAGUCGGGACACUUAUCUACAGUAGUUGGGUUAAUUUUUAUCAAAUUCUAUUUUUUUGGCUUCAUUAAAAAAAAAAUAUAAAUGGUGACAUUUAAUAAAAUGUUGGCACGUUUCCGUGAAAAAUCCAACAAAAAUGAAUCAUUUCAAAUUUUAUGAAGUCGGAAAAAUGGUUGGAGUUCGAGUGAUGUGAGUUUCAUUGGGAAAACUGAGUCGUCAAUAGUUUUGAUCAUUCACAAAUAAUACAUUAUUCGGGUCGAUAAUCUACAGUACUUGGGUUGCUAAUCUACAGUAGUUGGUUCCCUAAUCUACAGUACUUGGGUAGCCAAUCUACAGUAGUUGGGUUGCCAAUCUACAGUAGUUGGGUCCCUAAUCUACAGUACUUGGGUCGAUCUUCUACAGUAAUCUGGUUGCCAAUCUACAGUAGUUGGGUUGCCAAUCUACAGUAGUUGGGUCCCUAAUCUACAGUAGUUGGUUCCCUAAUCUACAUUACUUGGGUUGCCAAUCUACAGUACCUGGGUUGCUAAUCUACAGUAGUCGGGUUGCUAAUCUACAGUAGUCGGGUUGCUAAUCUACAGUAGUCGGGUUGCUAAUCUACAGUAGUCGGGUUGCUAAUCUACAGUAGUCGGGUUGCUAAUCUACAGUAGUCGGGUUGCUAAUCUACAGUAGUCGGGUUGCUAAUCUACAGUAGUCGGGUUGCUAAUCUACAGUAGUCGGGUUGCUAAUCUACAGUGGUCGGGUUGCUAAUCUACAGUAGUCGGGUUGCUAAUCUACAGUGGUCGGGUUGCCAAUCUACAGUAGUUGGGUCCCUAAUCUACAGUACUUGGGUCGAUCUUCUACAGUAAUCUGGUUGCCAAUCUACAGUAGUUGGGUUGCCAAUCUACAGUAGUUGGGUCCCUAAUCUACAGUAGUUGGUUCCCUAAUCUACAUUACUUGGGUUGCCAAUCUACAGUACCUGGGUUGCUAAUCUACAGUAGUCGGGUUGCUAAUCUACAGUAGUCGGGUUGCUAAUCUACAGUAGUCGGGUUGCUAAUCUACAGUAGUCGGGUUGCUAAUCUACAGUGGUCGGGUUGCUAAUCUACAGUAGUCGGGUUGCUAAUCUACAGUAGUCGGGUUGCUAAUCUACAGUAUCUUGGGUAGUUGUUGUGACAUCGGCUCAGAGUGGAAAAAAACCCUGUGGGGGCACAAAACAUUCUGCUCCUGUGGGUGCAUGAAAAACAAGUAGUGGGGGCUUGAAAAACACUUGUUCCACAGUGGGACGUUUCGUGCACCCGGCGCAAUACAUUUUCACGCGUUUUGCGCCCCCACAAUAAAAAAAGUGUCCUGUUUUAUGCCCCCUAAAUUUUACGCCCCCACUGGUUGUUUCGUGCUCCCACCCUUUUUUGUGCCCCCAUCAAUAAAUGGGUGGGGGCAUAGGUGGGUGCGCGAAACAACUGGGUGGGGGUGAAAAACAGGGUGGGGGCGUGAAACGCAGAUUUACCUAAAUUUUUGUUCAAAAAUUUUUCUAGAACUUGAGAAAAACUUAAUGACCUUAAAAAUCCUAGGUGUCUCCGCCAAAAUCAGCGAAUCAAAACGAGCCAUCGAAGAGCACGAAAACGAGAUCAAAGAAGAAGUCAAAGCCGAAUUGGACAAAGCCGUCGAGAGUUUGAAAGAAUCAGCGAAAGAGAAGCACGAGGGUGCACACGGUGUGAUCGCAGGCGUCGCCGAAACACUUGAACCCUGCGGUGCCGUGGAUUGCAAUAAUCGAGGAACUUGUCUGGGAACCAAGAAGACGUUCAUUUGCGCUUGCCAGUUGGGAUAUUCUGGAACGAAUUGUGAGGAGAGUGAGUUGGCCUUCAUGAGAAAUUAUUUUUGAAUUUAUUUUUUUGCAGCGGUUUGCGAUUCCUCGCGUGAUUGUAAUGGGCGUGGAUUGUGCCUGGGGACUACAAAUCAACUAACCUGCUUGUGUAAUUUAGGAUACACCGGAAGACGAUGUGAAACACCGAUUUAA